CCUCGCAGCCGCGAUGACAACAAGCACACGGUGUUGCUCAGCAGAGAUUGUGCGCAGCGAGGGUGCGGGACCUCCUUAGGCAAAUGUUACCUGGCGCGCGUUGGGCAAACAGAGUCCGCGCAUAAAACCCAGAGCCUGGACGGGCUCUCAUCCCCGACGCGGUCUUCGGUGGAGCAGAGAGGAAGGUCACGGUCGCCAUGGAGCCCAGGGUGGUCUGCGUCCUGGUGCUGGUGUGCACGCUGGCCCUCAGCUCCCUGGCCCAGGCCCAGCUGGAGACGUGUGAUGUGCAACCCCACAAGAGGGCAAACUGCGGCGUCCCGGGCAUCACGCCUUCCCAGUGCAGGGACAAGGGCUGCUGCUUCGACAACACCGUGCGCGGGGUCCCCUGGUGCUUCCGGCCCGAGCCCGUGCUCAGCCCUCCCGAAGAGGAGUGUUCCUUGUAGACACGCGGCGGCCCAGCCUCGCCAGGAGCAGCCAUGGCCUCCCCGGGGACCGCAGGCCCUCGGGGCCCCCGCACCUGCACCUCGGCUCGCUGCGUGGACGGACCCCACACACCCCCCUACUCAAAAUUGGCUUAAAGAUUAAAAGAGAUGGAUGUCA
Messenger RNA from Suricata suricatta (meerkat), 600 nucleotides. RefSeq names its product trefoil factor 1 (gene TFF1). Lineage: Eukaryota; Metazoa; Chordata; Mammalia; Carnivora; Herpestidae. The record is from RefSeq and is a predicted model, not a curated record. The transcript is spliced from 3 exons. Gene Ontology annotation, biological process: maintenance of gastrointestinal epithelium. Bases 198 to 443 code for a protein of 81 amino acids.